AGAGACCGGCGUCAUAUCCAGUAUUAUCCAACCUAGCUACGCGGAGCCGGCUCAGUCGUGUGAUAAACGUGGAGCACCUAGGUAGGUGCGUCCACACAUCCAUCCGACACGCUGGUGAACAAUGUGCCCGUGGACCCCGCGAAACGGAACACGACCAGCUCAAUAAAGUGUUGCGAAACAAUCCAGUGUCGUUUCACUACCGUGUUUUUAUUCGGAUCUGUGCGAAAUUAAAAACUCGGAAGUCGCGUCUUAAACACCGAAGAAAUUGGUACCAAGGUGUUUUCAGGUAUCAAAAGAAAGAAAAUUAUCAUAAGAGGAUGAGUCUUCGUUGGAUUCACGAAAACUUAGAAGCACCGACAUGCGACGAAGAAUGCAGCGACAUCGAUGAUAGUUGCAGCGACGACAGCUAUGAUUCCGAUCUAUCGAUCGGCGAGGAGAAAGGAACAGGAAACGAGAAAGAGAUCAAUGGGGAUCGCAGAUGGAAAAAGGAAAGCAGACGACACUCGACGGCUACAAUGAAGUUCGACGAGAAUGGAAAGUCACGUUACAUCACCAACGAAUCGGUUAAACCUCCUCCUUGCGUAAUAUGGGAUCCCAGGAAACCAGCUCAGAAUCCGGUGUACAAUUGUUUGGUAAUUAAACUGUUUUGCCGAACUGGUUAUCAUCUUGGAGUUUCGGAAUCGGGUCGUGUUAGAGGGUUGAGUGCUACAAACGAACCACACGGUUUGCUUCAUAUCAUACCGGUUGCUUUCGGCGUGAUUCGAAUACAAAGUAUCAAGACUAGUCUGUAUCUGGCUUUCAACAAGAAAGGACGCUUAUACGGGGAACCAAAUGCAAAUAAGGAGACCACAGAAUGGGAACAAUGGAACAUUGGUUCCUAUGAUGCUUUUCGCUCGAAAAAGUACGCUAAUUAUGGAUGGUGGAUAGGGAUAAAGAAGAAUGGGCGAGCAAAACCAGGAUCAAGAACACGAUGGGGACAGAAAGCGAUACAAUUUUUAGCAAUACGACAAGAAUAAUUCGUAUGAAUUAUGUUUUAUAUGCUCUGUUUAUAAUUAAUCAUUGAAUCAAAUUAACAGAUAGAUUACAGAAACA
This is a messenger RNA of Osmia lignaria (orchard mason bee), 1092 nucleotides long. RefSeq names its product fibroblast growth factor 1. NCBI's taxonomy places the organism in Eukaryota, Metazoa, Arthropoda, Insecta, Hymenoptera, Megachilidae. The record is from RefSeq and is a predicted model, not a curated record. Gene Ontology annotation, molecular function: growth factor activity.